Molecule: messenger RNA, 4724 nt
Organism: Pleuronectes platessa (European plaice)
Lineage: Eukaryota; Metazoa; Chordata; Actinopteri; Pleuronectiformes; Pleuronectidae
Product: sialoadhesin-like
Exons: 19
Coding region: 252-3725 (1157 amino acids)
Source: RefSeq, a predicted model, not a curated record
AUGCAUCUGCGUGCAGAUACUGUGAGAAGCUGCAAACACCAUCACUGUAAUCAUCACACCUACAAGAAGCUGUUUACUGGCUUGCAUGACAGGGGAUGAUAAUCAUUUCUUUGCAUCCCCUUUCAAAGUGUGAAAACUUCCUUUUUCUGUAAAGUCUCAUUCUCGGAGUGAGGCUGUGUGUGACAGACUGAUACAAGUGGGUCCUCUGAGUUUUUAUUAUUUUCAGAAAUCCAGUUGUAGUCCCACAUGAGAUGGAGGCUCAGACAGUCAAGUGGUUGGUUCUUCUGGCCCUAAUAAAACAUGUUUCUACAAGUCCCUUUAAAGUAGAACCUGGUGGGCUGCUGGCUACUGAGGGAUCCUGUGUUGAAAUUAAAUGCCAAGUCACAGAAGAUGUUGAUGAUCAUGAUGCAAACUGGUUUUGGAUGAAAGACUAUACAUCCACUGUCAUUUACAGCACAAACACCGUGACACGUCCGGUCAGUCCUGACUUUGCAAACAGAGUGAAUUACAUCGGUUCUCCAUCUUCAAGUUGGCAGAAUGCUAACUCUGCCGGGGCGAAGCCACAGUGCAGUAUUUUGAUCUGUGACCUGAGAAGAAGUGACAGCGGAAAGUAUUCUUUGACAUUCGUAGGGAGGGACAGAUGGUUAUCUGAAGAAGUGACCCUAAACGUUGAAGUAAACCGAUGCCCGCUCACUUUUGAGGGACCAGCUGCUGUGGUGGAGUCCGACGUGGUCACACUCACAUGCUCCACUUCAAGUUCAUGUCCUUCAAACCCUCACAUUCAAGAUGUGACUCAAAUCGACCAGACACAGGUCACAGGCUAUCAUCAGGAUAAGGAGAGAACCACCACCUUCAGCUUUACAGCCAGCAGGCAGGAUGAUGGGAGAGAGUUUUCAUGCCAAACACAGGACAACACGGACAAAUAUUUGAUCCGGAAUAUUACAGUCACUGUUAAAUACCCCCCCACUGAACCUAAACUGUCUAUGAGCUCUGAGGUCACAGAAGGUCAGACCAUCACCAUCAACUGCACUGUUGAAAGUUUCCCACAGUCAACUCUCACCUUGAUGAAGACCUACCCAAAUCCUCAGGCGUUAAUAAUCACUGAAGAAAAUCUGUAUUCACGACCCAUCAACUCUCUCUACCACACGUUUACUGUGACUUCAUCCGACGCUGGAUGGUACUUCUGCCGUGCCAGGAACACUGAGGGCUCAAAGGACAGCAAGCAGCAGGAGUUUGUGGUGAAAUACCCGCCCACUGAACCUAAACUGUCUAUGAGUUCUGAGGUCACAGAAGGUCAGACCAUCACCAUCAGCUGCACUGUUGAAAGUUUCCCAAAGUCAACUCUCACCUUGAUGAAGAUCAACACAAAUCCCCAGUCUAUAAAAAGCACUGAAAAUAAUAUUUAUUCACAAACCAGCAACUCCCUCUACCACGAGUUUGAAGUGACUUCAGCCGAUGCUGGCUGGUACUUCUGCCGUGCCAAGAACACUGAGGGCUCAAAGGACAGCGAGCAGAAGGAGUUGGUUGUGAAAUAUAAGCCGAGGAAGCCGAGCAUUUCUGUCAGUGGCUCUUCUGAUAACCAAGUGAAAGUUGGUGGUUCUCUCAUGUUAACCUGUGUCACCGAUGCCAAACCUGCUCCGAGGACUUACUCCUGGUCCCGCAGCAAAAAUCAACAAACUGACUCUUGGUGGAAGAACACAAACAGACGAGAGCUGAGUUUAACAAUACAAAGAGCAGAUGAAGCUUGUUACAGCUGCAGCGCCUCAAACCUCAUUGGUAGAGGGGAUAAGAGUCAACCAGUGUGCAUACAAGUACUGUGUAAGUACUAUGAUGUUUCCAGUGACUUUCACGUGAAUUCAAAUUCUUUGGUCAUCUGCUUCCAGCUUGAGGAACCAGAGAGCCUGCAGGACUAUGAUGACAUUGGUUCGUUGGAGGAAGAAGAAGAAGAGACGAACUUUCAUCAUAUCAGGAUGUUUGUUUUCAUCUGGGCGACUCUGCUUUUCUCUCUGAGAUUCAGCGAUGCUGAGACAGGUUCUUCAGUGUGGGGGAAAACAAGUUGUCCGUUGACGGAUUACUGUAUCACUCUAGUUGAAGGAGAAAUAACAGCGGAGGCCGGAAUCUGUGUUGUGAUACCAUGCUCCUUCACUGUUCCUGAGGAUAUCAAAGUCUUACAUAUAGUUUGGUUUAAAUGUGAAUCGACUGAAGGGAACUGUGGUGAUGGAGACAUGAUUUUCAACAGUAACACCUUCAGCGAUCAGGUUCAGUCGGAGUUUAAAGGACGAGUGUCACUGCUGGAGUCUGAUGUGAGCCAGAAAAACUGCAGCAUCAUCAUCAAUGACCUGAAGGAGUCGGACUCUGGAGAAUAUAAACACAGAGUUGAAGCUUUACCGGUGGCAGGUUCAGGAACAUUCUCCCAAACAGCAACUGUCUCUGUUAAAGGUCUGAGUCAGAGGCCCACAGUGAUGAUUCCACCUCUGACGGAAGGACAGCUGACCACACUGACCUGCACUGCUCCUGGUCUCUGCUCUGGAUCUGAACCUACAUUCACCUGGAGGUGGCGAGGAAGAGGAGAGAGCGACGCUGACCUCACAGGAAACAUCACGGCCUUCAAAACUGAGAACGUGGCUGCGUUCGCUAAGAGAAGCAGCUCGACUCUGUCCUUCUCCCCUUCAGCUGAACAUCACGGAACCAACAUCACCUGCACGGUCCUCUUCCAAGCACACGUGAGCACAGAGGAGACGGCGACUCUGAGUACACACAUCACGGAGUCGGCAGAGAAGCAGGAGCUUGACGGGAGGAGCUCCGUGAUGCUGAGCUGCUUCAGUCACAGCUUUCCCCCAGUCCAACUCUACUCAUGGUACAGGAAGAGUCAGGGAGAGGAAAAGGACGAACUUGUGUCAGAGCAUCAAAACCACACAGUGUACUCAAACCAGUCAGGAGUCUACUACUGCGUCGCACAAAAUGAAGCAGAUCAAAGUUUGUCUUAUCCCGUCCAUCUGUUUGAACGAAACUCUCUGCACAUCCUGAAGUUCAUCGUUCCUGCUCUACUUGUCCUGAUAAUCAUCAUUUUAAUCGUCGUAGUUUUAAGACUCAGGAAGAAGAAAUCUAUUCAACAAGGAACAACAAACACCAAUUCCCCUUCUGGAUUUUUGGGUUGGUGUAAUGGUAUCAGGAGGAGGAGUCUGACAAAUGAGAAUGUCUCUGUGGAGCCUUUCAGGAGCAGAGACGACCUCUUGUCAGAGCAGUUGAGGCGUCCAGAUGCCCAACGACACCAGCCUCUUCCAGACAGCACGCCUCCAACCGACAUCAACCUUGUUUACAGCCUUUUGAAUCUGCCCCAGGCUGCCUCUGCACGAAACCCCACAAGACAGCAAGAUGGAAACACUGAGGAGGAUUCUGUCAACUACGCUCCUCUGAACUAUAAGAAUAAGCUAAAGAAGAAGCAAAGAAAGGUGGAAGAAGACCCUGUGUAUGCGAAGGUGUCCAAGCCAACACAAGUUAAAAAGAAUGAACCAGAGAGCCUGAAGGACUAUGAUGAUAUUAGUGAUGCAGCUGCACGUGCACCAACAUCUCCAAAUCUAUUUGACGACCACACCAGUGAAGGUGAAGUGGAGCUGAACUUUCCACAGGUGAGAUUCACAGCGACGCCCCGACGUCAGACGACCAACAGAGACUCCAGCAGCUCACACCAAGAUGAGAGUCUUUACUCUAACGUCGGGAUUUGACCCGAGAUGUUCUCGUCCUGCUUUUUACAGCUACCUCGGGCCCGAGGAAGUUUAUAUUCACAAUAAGUCAUCACAGAGAGUCUGAAGAGUUCAUGUGUUAAACCAUGUUGCCAGUUGGAGUAUUUUAAAACAAGUUAGCAAGAAGGCACAGAAGUUACAUUACUGAGCUAAAAUGGAUAAAUAAUAAAAACUGUUCAUUUAAGGUUUUGAGGAAAAUAGUGAACUCAGCUAAAUGUGAGGGAUAAAAGGUUAAAAUCCAUUUUUUUGCAACUUAAAAUGUGAAUAAUGUGAGUGUAAAAUGAUUGUAUUAGUACCUUUUUAUAUAAUCUAUAUUUAUAUAAAUGAGAUGCAGUUAGACAAGAAAUGCUGAGAAUCACUGCUGAAUGUUUGUUUUGUGCUUUCCAGUGUUGUGAACUUAAUCCAAACCCACACACCUGAAAUGUAAAUAUCCUGUAGCUCAAAAUAAAAUAAAAUAUAUUGGAACAAAUCAUGAACUUUAAAGUUUAUUAACAUUAUUGUGGGAUUUGUGAACAUGUCACAGCACAAAAGUGGUUUCUGAAGAAUGCAUGUACACACAAAACGCAUUGUAUCAUUAUAUGGACAUAAUCUUGUGAUGCAUUUCUAUAAACGCUCAGGGGAGGUUACCAAAGGGGAAGUGAAGCGGCGGCUGGCGGCGGCAGAACAGGACUUGGCCACAGUGUCAUCAAAGCUGGUGGAGAUGGCCAUGCCCAGACACGCCCGUUAUGCCAGCUGCUCCUUCACCGCCAUGCUGCAAGCUCUGAACAGCUCCAUUGAUGAAAUGGCGGCUGAUGCCGAGAAGAUCGUGGCUGCAGCUCUCGGGGAGAGGGAGUGAAAUCAUUCGCUGCCUCAUGGCGCCUCAGAGACUCACAAACUGAAGAGACUGAGGCCGGACUAAAGCUGGAAGCUGGUCACUUUGUGUGUGUUGAAGCUUAUUUGUUUGUGCACGUGUGUGAUGACAAUAAAGAUGUGGAAAAGUGA